This is a messenger RNA of Thrips palmi, 3244 nucleotides long. RefSeq names its product exonuclease mut-7 homolog (gene Nbr). NCBI's taxonomy places the organism in Eukaryota, Metazoa, Arthropoda, Insecta, Thysanoptera, Thripidae. The record is from RefSeq and is a predicted model, not a curated record. Gene Ontology annotation, biological process: nucleobase-containing compound metabolic process. The coding region runs from base 132 to 2978 and encodes 948 amino acids. The transcript has 15 exons. Gene Ontology annotation, molecular function: nucleic acid binding; 3'-5' exonuclease activity.
CGCGUGGAACCCAUCUAUACCAAUAUCAAUAUGACAGUUUAACCCGGUUUAACCUCGAUUUUUGCGGUUUUCGCACCGGAACGUCUUCGUGGUUAUGAAAUGGCCGAUUUGUAGUCACCUGUGGAACUUUAAUGAAUAUAUUUACUUUUAACCGCAACCUUCCAUUUCUAUCCCGGCUAUUUCUCUUUAAUCUUUCUGCCGCGUUUCCUGCUGUACCUAACCUAGGAAUGUCUGCUCCAUACAAUGGCAGUCGUAGCAACGGUUGGCAGCGAGGUGCGGGAUACGCUGCGUCUCAUAACAGAAGAGGCGGCCCACCUCUGGAAAGAAUGGCCCCUUCCUACCAUUUCGCUAGUGUCUCUCCGGAACUCAUCAGAAGGCUUAAGAACGCAUGGGCAUUAUUGAAAAAGAGUGACAAUGUGAAGCAGAUUUUGUUUUCUGUCUUGGAAACAUCAGACAACCCUUAUGCUGUAGCGCUUCAAAUUAUUUCCGAGUGUGAAGACCUUUUUCAUGGCAAGGCCAAUACACUGGCUGCUUACAUAAUUGAGGAAUUCUGUGGCUGGGCCAAAUCACGAGAGCAGCAAAUCCAGCACAAUUUGACACCAGAGCUAAAAUAUGAUGCUUUCUGUUUUAUUACUAUGCAAAGAAAUAGUUCCCUCACCAAAUUAAUUCUAGCAACCUUCCGGAUGGAAGAUGACAAGGCCUUAUUUGUAGAAAAAAUACAGCAUUUUAUUUAUGCGAAGAAAUAUAAAGAGGCUUGCCAAUGUGCUGUGGCUCUGAACAUGAUUGAUCAAUAUCCCAUAGAACAUAUAAUUCUGCCUCUUGUUUUACAAGACAAAAUCUCCAUCGCUGAAGAGGCCUUAGCGACAAAUUUACACCUGCAGGUGCAACUUGUUACCCGUCUGGAUAUGCUUGUUGGAGAUCGUUGUCUCCGUAACACUGUUGAACAUCUUGUCCACCAAUUGGAAGUUCCGGAUGUGAAAUUGGAUCGGUUUACAAACUACAAACCUCUUGGAAAGUUAGUCGCCAAAUUAGUCAAGACAUUCAACCUUCCUUCUGAUUGUACUCCCAAUUUGAACCAGAAAAGAAGUGCUGGAGCUCUUAACUUUAUCUUUGGGAAGAGAUUCUACGAUAAAACAUUAAGCCUGGACAGCUGGAAAGAGAUGGCGUAUGAUGCUGUAAAAGAUUCCAAGGACCUUCAGAUUGAGUUGGUUGUGAUGCUCAAUAAUUAUAAUGAAGUAGAAGAGGCUUUCUAUUGGGCCAUGGAAUUUAAUAUACCCCAACACAAGUGGCCCUAUAAUGUCAAAGAGCAUUUAAAACAGAAUCCCUUUGCAAGACACGAAUUUCCAAGGCCAAAUUCCCCGGAAGAGCAGCAGCAAGAAGACUGGAAUGAUAGCAAUCAGUUUCAUUCCUUAUCUCUGCCAGACUCUGCAAUUGUGAUGGUGGAUUCAGAGGAGUCACUUAGAGAAUGUCUGCUCUUCAUUAAUAAUCAUGAGUGUAAAAUUGUUGGCAUUGACUCAGAAUGGAAACCAGCUUUUGGAGCACAGCAAAAUGAACUCUCUCUAAUUCAGCUCGCAACAUGGGAUCGAAUUUUCAUUUUGGAUGUAAUUGGAAUGUUAUGCCUUCCUCCUGAGGUGUGGAUGGAGGCGUGUAGUUUAUUCUUUGAAAACCCUUCAAUUCUGAAGCUGGGAUUCAGUAUGGGCACGGACUUGGCAAUGAUUAGAUCAGCAAUUGCUCCUCUUGCAAAUUUGAAACGUACUGGUUCAGGGUAUUUGGACUUGUCGCAGUUGUGGCGCUGUCUACAAAACAAAGGAAUGACUUUCCCAUAUCCUGAUAAAUCAAAUUCUGGUGGUGAAAGCUUGUCAAAGCUUGUAUCUUUAUGUUUUGGCCGAUGCCUUGAUAAGUCAGAUCAGUUUUCCAACUGGGAACAGCGACCUCUGAGAACUGGCCAAAGGCGCUAUGCUGCUUUAGAUGCUUUCUGCUUGCUAGAGCUAUACAGAGACAUGAAGAAACUAGCCAAUGAACAGGGUCUCCCGUUCCUAGAGAUUUGUGAUGAAAUUAUCAUGGAAUUCAGAUCGCCGAAGAAAAAUUAUGCUUCUUCAGGAAGGGGGCGUGGAAGAGGAAGGCGCCCCCCUGGUGGCAAACCCAACCCUGGCCAAGGGCCCAGCCAAGGUCAGGAAGAAGGGUUAGAUGGCUUGGAGAUUCGAGGCGUUUCUACUCUGAAGUUUGUGGCAGAUGUGAUGCUCUGUGGACUAGGCCGGCAACUGCGUCGGUGUGGUAUUGACUGCUUAAUUUUGGAAGCAGCAAUCAGAAAGAAGCAAAGUGAGGAAGCAAAUACUAUUCUUGAAAAUAUUACAAAAGAGGAGAGGAUCGUCCUGUCUCAAGGCAGCAAUGUUGAUUGGUUUGAGAGUCAUCUGUGCCCUGAAUCGGUUUACUGUGUUGAGUCAUCCGCUGCCAGCGAUCAACUUCAGGAAGUGCUUGAUCACUUUGGCAUUAUAGUUUUUGAUACUGACAUAUUUUCCCGUUGUCAGGUUUGCAACAGCAAUGAUUUUGAUAGAGUUAGACAGGAUACUAUGGUCCGUGUUGCAAGGCUGCCUCCUCUAGGAAUGGAGGACCCUUGUUCCAGGGGGGUAACAACAGCAACAGCUUCAACUGCUAGUUAUUCUGCAGAUUCCAAGUUGAAAAACGAAAAUAAAGAAAAGGGAGAGUUGCCUGAACCAAGGCCUUGGAAUUUGACUGAUAACGAUGAGUGUGCUAGGACAGGCCAAACACACUUAGGUACCAAGAUUGAUAUAGAGGUUAUUCCAGAGGACGUUAUCAGGAGGAUACAAGUGUUUUACGUUUGUGCUCAUUGUGGAAAAGUGUAUUGGGAGGGUUCGCAUUUGAGCAGGACAGUUGAUCGCUAUAAAGCUGCUGGCACUGUUAAACUUGAGGUUAAAGCGGAGCAACUGGGUGGUGUUUAUGAUACGGAUUUUGUUUGAAAUUAGACAAUGGUUGCUGUACAUGUACACCAGUUCUAUUUACACAUGAAAAAUUAAUGCACCAUUUUGUUGUGGACAAAGAGACCUAAGAAAGUACAUUAUGUUGCUAUACAAUGGUUUCUCCUGUUAUAAUAGUUUAGAGUAAUAAUAAUAUCAGUUUUGCACUAAGAUUUUAAUUUAAUAAAAGGAUUGGGACCAAUUUUCCCUCAAUUGUAAGCAUUACAAUGCAGUAUGAAAAAUAAAUAAUCUAUUCUUUGACAAGUUAA